UUAAAAACAUUUUUGACUGAUUUUAGUUGCAAGGGGCAAGGGUGGGGAAUAAGGAGGAAGAAAAUGAAAAAAAUGGGGUCUCUAAAGUUUAAAAAAUUUCCCUUAAAAAUUCUGCACUCACAAAAAAAAUUUUUUUUUCUUUUUUAGUUAAUAAAGACGCCUUAAAUUAUGAUUUAAUAGCAAUUGGUUUUGAAGAAAUUGUUGAUUUAAAUACAAAUAAUUUGGUUAAAGCAAGCACUACAAAUCAAAGAAUAUGGCGGGAUGGAUUGAAACAAACUAUUGAAAUUUGGCAAAAAAAUAAUUUUGGACAAAAUGCUGAAAAUUUUGUUGUUUUGUGUUGUGAACAAUUGGUUGGUGGGUGUCUGUUUAAUCCUUUUUGCUCGUUCCUCCCUUUUAAAUUCAAUAAAAGAUUUGGCUAUAGAAGAAAUUAAAACUGGAAUGGGGGGAACUACAGGAAAUAAAGGCUCUAUAGCUGUUCGUUUAACAAUAAAUUCAACGGGAAUUUGUUUUGCUUGUUCUCAUUUUGCUGCUGGACAAAAUGAAAUUGCUACAAGAAAUGCUGAUUUUCAUUCGGCUUUGAAAAGAUUAAAAUUUCCUAUGGGUCGAGGCUUACAAGAUCACGAUGUUGUUUUUUGGUUGGGUGAUUUUAAUUAUCGAAUAUCUCUUUCAGGUGAUGAAGUAAAAAGAGCAAUUAAUUUAAACAAUUUUGAAUAUAUUGCUGAAUAUGAUCAACUGUUACAACAAAAGAAUAUGGGAAAUGUUUUCACAAAUUUUAAUGAAGGCCAACUUAAUUUUCCUCCAACUUAUAAAUAUGAUACUUUUAGUGAUGAUUAUGAUACUUCAGAUAAAUGCAGGCAAGAUUAA
Messenger RNA from Meloidogyne enterolobii, 864 nucleotides. Lineage: Eukaryota; Metazoa; Nematoda; Chromadorea; Rhabditida; Meloidogynidae. The record is from the annotation of a GenBank genome assembly.